ACUCCUGGACAUGACCUGCCGCCUCGCCAACACACUGAAGAAGUAUGGAAUACAAAAAGGGGACAGGGUUGCAGUCUACAUGCCUGUGUCUCCCCUGGCUGUGGCUGCUAUGUUGGCUUGUGCCAGAAUUGGUGCUGUUCACACAGUGGUCUUUGCUGGUUUCAGUGCGGAGGCUUUAGCUGGGAGGAUCAAUGACUCGGAAUGCAAAGCUGUCAUUACAUACAACCAGGGCAUCCGGGGUGGACGAAUCAUAGAGCUGAAGAAGACUGUGGAUGAAGCUGUGAAGAAUUGCCCAAGUGUCAAACGUGUCUUUGUGGCUCAAAGGACAGACAACACAGUCCACAUGGGUGAUCUCGAUAUCCCACUUAAUGAAGAGAUGGCCAGGGAGGCUCCUGUAUGUGCUCCUGAAAGUAUGGACAGUGAGGACAUGCUCUUCAUGCUUUAUACCUCUGGAAGCACAGGAAAACCCAAGGGGAUUGUUCAUACCCAGGCUGGGUAUCUGCUGUAUGCUGCUCUGACACACAAGUAUGUCUUUGACUACCAGCAAGGUGAUAUCUUUGGCUGUGUGGCUGAUAUCGGCUGGAUCACAGGACACAGCUAUGUUGUGUAUGGACCACUCUGCAAUGGGGCCACCUCUGUACUGUUUGAGAGCACGCCUACAUACCCUGACCCAGGUCGUUACUGGGAAACUGUACAGAGGCUACAAAUUAAUCAGUUUUAUGGAGCACCGACUGCUAUCCGUCUGCUUUUGAAAUAUGGUGAUCAGUGGGUGAAGAAGUAUGACCGAUCUUCCUUAAAAACCCUGGGGUCAGUGGGAGAACCAAUUAACCAUGAAGCUUGGCAGUGGUUCCACAAAGUAGUGGGAGACAGCAAAUGCACCCUUGUGGACACCUGGUGGCAAACAGAGACGGGUGGUAUUUGCAUUGCUCCACGACCAUCAGAGGAAGGAGCUGAAAUCAUUCCAGCUAUGGCAAUGAGACCAUUCUUUGGGAUUGUACCUGUACUGAUGGAUGAGAACGGGAAAGUGAUAGAAGGAAAUGACGUCUCUGGUGCUCUGUGCAUUGCGCAGCCGUGGCCUGGCAUGGCAAGAACCAUCUAUAGAGACAAUCAGAGAUUUGUAGAUGCUUACUUCAAAACUUACCCAGGCUAUUAUUUCACAGGUGACAGUGCAUAUCGAACCAAGGAAGGGUAUUACCAGAUAACAGGGCGGAUGGAUGAUGUCAUCAAUGUCAGUGGUCACAGGCUUGGAACCGCCGAGAUUGAAGAUGCCAUGGAUGAACACCCCGCUGUGCCUGAAACAGCUGUGAUUGGUUACCCGCAUGAGAUCAAAGGAGAAGGUGCCUUUGCUUUCGUAGUGUUGAAAGAUGACACAGUUCAGACAGAACAUGUUAAACAAGAACUUAAAGCAAUAGUUGCUUCCAAGAUAGCAAAAUAUGCCGUGCCUGAUCAUGUGCUGGUGGUGAAACGCCUUCCUAAAACCCGCUCAGGGAAAAUCAUGAGAAGGUUGCUGAAGAAAAUCAUUGCUGAUGAAGGCAGCAACCUGGGAGACAUCACCACACUGGAAGAUCCAAGUGUCAUCACAGAAAUAUUGGAUGCCUAUCAAAAAUACAAAAGUGAACAGCGGACUUCAUAAUAUGGAGUUCUGGAGUCUCUUUCCAAUGGAAAUUCAAAGGAACAUCAAGAAUCGGCCAUACAACAUGGUUCUUUUGUGGCUUGUCACCAAACUGCUCUUAUUCAAAGGAGAACAAGAUGCUGCUGCUUCUCACAAUGUGUGGUGUGACCUAUCAUAGACACAGCUGCCCUCUCUGUUUUUCUUGGAAACUAUGGAAUGCCAAGAGUGAAACGUAACCUGUUAGGAGUGUCCAGGAUACCUGCCUUAAUCAAUUUGCCAUAAGAAAGUGUCUUUGCACUAUUUUAGGGAGGAUAUGGAGCAGCAUUUUGGGAUUUCCACUAGCUACAUUAAAACAACCCAUUGGUAAUGUAGCCUUGACUCUUGAGCUGGGGUUAACUUUUUGAACCUUGAACCAAUACUGCUUCCCAGACACAGUAGCAGAGAAACACUUGUUCAGUUUUUCAUGUUGACUUGGGCCUCCAAGUUCAAGUAGUUGUAUUUAAUAGCAACAGUUGUGCCUUUUCAGCAAUGCUGUAUACUAUAGUACAUAUUCCAUGUACAUCAUCUGUGAAAUGGGAAGAAACAGGUUAAUGGAUUAGACAGGCUGAUUGUUAUUACAAAUUUCCUUUGACACCCUAUUAUGCUUUUAGGCAUGGCUACACGUGAUUCAAAACAGCCAGUUUGGGAGCCAGGGAUUCCCAUGCUUUUCUUCAAGGUGGUGUUGCCUCUAUCCCUGUGUCAUCACUGAUAAACCUGAACCCUUCCAGAUACUGUGGAUAGUAACACUCACUACUAGCUUACCCUGAACCCUAUGGCACUUCACAUAUCAGCGAUGUGGCUCUGGCAGAGGUAGGAAUUGAAACUUGAUAUCGUGGGUGUUAGCCCCAAGCCAUCUUUCCCCCAUCACCCCAGACCUCCUCAGUGAGCUGCUCACUUAGGUAGAUUGCAUCCCAAGGCAGGAAUUCAGUCCUGCGUGGUUAGAUGUGACCUUUAGAAAUUCAGAGACACCAGGCUGGAUUUUUUGAGAGACAGUAGGUUUGUUUACACGUUCAUUAAUGUGCUAUAAUUAUGGUGUAUUAGGUUUAGUACCUGUAAUAACAGGUACUAACUUAAUGUGCCAUGAUUGGUGCUAUUGUGCAUUAGCACAGAUAAAUACUUUUUCUGUAACACUUAAUGCCCGUUGGACUAAUCUACUGUUCAUUAGUGCAUUAGCAUGGUUUUUGCCAGCUGCACUAAUGUACAGUAGAAUUAGUCUAAUGGGCAUUAAACGUCUUGUGUAGACGAACCCACUGAGGAUCUGCCUGGCAGCUGUCCACCCUUGGAAAACAGGACAGGCAGGCUGCAGCUGGUAGGUGUGCCAGUGGAACAAAUUCCCUGUGACCUUGGGCUAGCCUCCUCAGUACUGAGAAUCCUCAUCCCCAGAAGGAGAAUCCUGCUUCACCAGUACAGCAGGACCUAAUUCUGAAAGUACUUGAGAGGGCUCAAAUACAACAGUCAGGGGACCAGGGUAUCAUUCUGUUCCUGUACCACUGUUGGUUUCUAGUGCUAUGGAAAUGCUAGCUUGCCUUUCUGUUCUACUCCCAUGGGAAGGGUUAACUGCAGAGCUGAAGGUAGAGCUCUGACAUGGGUUCCAUAGACUGCAAGAGGAAGGCACAUACUGUUAAACAACUUGAGGAGUGUAGUCUUGGUAUAACAGGAACCAAAAGCCAAGGGAAUGGGGACAAGCUGCAAGAAAAUACUGUCUUUUAUAGCCAUGCAAAUACUUCUGAGUUGGUAUAGCUGUUUCAUUUGCAUAGUGCCUUACAUUAGGCAUUCAGGAGGGCUCACCUGUAACUGCAAUGGUUGAUA
Molecule: messenger RNA, 3460 nt
Organism: Gavialis gangeticus (Gharial)
Lineage: Eukaryota; Metazoa; Chordata; Crocodylia; Gavialidae
Gene: ACSS1
Product: acyl-CoA synthetase short-chain family member 1
Exons: 12
Coding region: 11-1633 (540 amino acids)
Cellular component (GO): mitochondrion
Molecular function (GO): acetyl-CoA synthetase activity; AMP binding
Source: RefSeq, a predicted model, not a curated record